Phytophthora nicotianae INRA-310 is the source of this 705-nucleotide messenger RNA. RefSeq lists its product as hypothetical. The coding region runs from base 1 to 705 and encodes 234 amino acids. The record is from RefSeq and is a predicted model, not a curated record. The transcript has a single exon. Lineage: Eukaryota; Oomycota; Peronosporomycetes; Peronosporales; Peronosporaceae.
AUGGCUGUACCUUCACUCGGUGGACGUGCGCCAGUGGAGAUGUUCACCGGUUUACCGUGCCCAUCACCGCUUGAGGCGAUAUUCGUGGACACUGACCAAGGUCCAAAGAAUAUUCCGGUAGUGAAAUCGAGUGCUACGUGUGAACAGCAAUUAUUAGAGCUCAAAGAGAGUGUUCAGGAGAUGCACCGACAAAUGAAGGAUCAGCGUGCGAAGCAGACACUGUUGAACCAAAAACAAAGGCGUGGUGAACAGCUGGUGAAUUUCUCCGUGGGAGAUUACGUGUUGAAGUCCCGUGUUGAUGAGAAGGUUGGCAAUAAGUUGCUGGUCACAUGGAUUGGACCGUUCGUCAUCACACGCGCUGACUCACAUUCGUUUCGCGUGAGAAACCUCAUCAGUGGGAAAGAGAGCGACGUACACGCAUCGAGACUCAAGUUCUAUGCGGAUAAAAGUUUGAACGUCAACGAAGAACUGUUGGAGCACGUAGCCUCACAGGGCAUCGUACUCAAAGUGGACGGGAUCCGUGAUCAUCGUUGGAACGACCGGAUCAAAGACUACGAGCUGCUGAUGCAUUGGCAUGGUUUGGGGGCUAUUGAAGAUUCGUGGGAACCUAUGAAGUCUGUGCGCAAGGACGUGAGGCUCAUGGUGGAGAAUUAUGCAAAGCAGACCAGUGAUAACGAUUUCACGGCAGCAGUAGUAUCGGUGUAG